AUGAACAUUAUCCUCAUCCCUUCAUUGCUUGGUAUGGCAGCAUUUGUACUCCUUGUUGCAGCUUCUAAAGGGGACUCAAAGGUCAGCAUAAUUGUGUGGCCACCAGGAAUAAAGGUCUUCUCUGGAGAGUGUGUGCUGCUGCGGUGCAGGGUGGAGUCCAACUCCACGUUGGGGUGGCGCUACCGCUGGUUCCGGAAUCAGCCCGGCGCCACCCAUAUGGGGAAGAAUCCCCGCCACCUGCUUUCUGGCGGAUACUACUCCAUCACUGCUGUGAUGAGGGAGGAUACAGGCCGGUACUGGUGCCAGGCACACCCUGACAGCAACGCUACAGAUGUGCUCCUGAGCAGGCCUGUUAGACUCAAUGUGUCAGAUCUUCUGCCACCCUCAUUGACUCUGACCCCCAACUUUAGACAGCUGUUCGUUGGGGAGACCUUUACCUUGCAGUGCCCUGAUACCCUGACCAACUCCUUUGUUUGGUUCCUGAGGCAAAAUUCUACCAACCACUUAACUAAGUUUGCUGACUCCAUGACUGGUGCGUGCUCAUCACUAGGUAAUCCAGGCAGAUCUGAGAUUUGUGUUGCCGCUGCUAUGAGGGCGCACAGCGGGCUUUAUUGGUGCGAGGGUGUUGAAGGCCGCAGUAACGCAGUCCACCUUACCAUUAGUUCUGGUCCAGUUAUCAUGAGUACCCCUGCCUCCACCAUACCACAAGGGAGAAGCGUAAUCUUAGCUUGUCGCUACUGGAAAGGAAACCAUACAAAAAGCACAUUCUUCAGGAACGGAGUGAAAAUGUCCACUUGCAAUUCUUCUGGUCCAGACACAGAAACAAAACUAACCAUAGAGAAUGUUACAGUGGCACAUGAAGGCUUCUAUAAGUGUGCGUCACAGGAUGGGAACUUAGAGAGCCUGCAGAGCUGGCUCUCAGUAAGAAGAGACUUGUUUACUGUCGACGAGACGGCUGGUUCCAGUUCUGACUCCUGGAUUUGGGUUGUUGUUUUAUGUAUUCUUAUGAUCCUCAUCCCACUUACCAUCUUGUUAAUUCAUCACUUCAGGUACAAGAUGCUUUACACUCACAGUUGUUGGACAGUUCCGGGUGGGGAAACUCCCGCAGCUGUGCUUCCUGCCACCAAGCAGGACGUGACUGAGGUACAGUGGGAUCUUUCCUGGAUGGAGAUGUCCAACCUGCUGUAUCCGGGCACAUGA
Molecule: messenger RNA, 1200 nt
Organism: Nerophis lumbriciformis (worm pipefish)
Lineage: Eukaryota; Metazoa; Chordata; Actinopteri; Syngnathiformes; Syngnathidae
Source: RefSeq, a predicted model, not a curated record